AUGGUUUGUUCAUAUAAAAGAAAAACAACACCAACUUACGAUCUUGAAACAUUAAGGAAAGCAGUAGAUGAAGUCAAAGCUGGCAAAAUAAAUUCGUACCAAGCUGCAAAAAAGUAUAACAUUCUUCGUAUGACUAUAUGUGAUAGAGUGAAUAACAAAAAUGGUAUCGUAAAGGAGAGCCGAGGUCCACCUACAGUGAUUGACAGAGAAAAUGAGCUCAAACUUGCAAAUGGUUUACGGGUUAUGGAAAAAUAUGGGUUCAGACUCACUUCCAAAGAAACGCUAGAUUUAGUUGCCGUACACAAAGCUAAGAAACAAAAGAAGUGUUUUGAUUAUGACAAAGAAUCUGAAAGUGAAUUAGAUAUUAGUUUUGCUGAAGAUUCCAGUUUUGCUGAACUUUCUGAUGAAGAUUUUGAUACCUAUCGUGAAAACUUUAUAGCGGAAAUAAAAAGUGAUGAUAACUUUCUCGAAGAUUUGUUGCAAGCCACAACAGGAGAAAAAGAAAAUGACAAAUCUUACGUAAAAAAUGAUGUAGACACUACAAAUAUUGAACAAUUUGAACCGAAUUUAAACAAAAAGAACCUAGAAGUUAGUGAUUGGAUACUAGUAAGAUUCACAACAAAAAAGUCUGUGAAGUAUUUUGUGGGGACCAUCAUUUCUAUUAAUGACAAUAACAUUCCUAACGUCAAAUUUUUAAGAAAAAUAAAAAAUAGUAAAUUUGUUUCCUUUCAUUAUCCAGACGUGGAGGAUAUAUCAGAAGUAAAGAAUGAUGAUGAUAUCAUAAUGUUCCUUGAAAAGCCUGAUAUAUCUCGAAGAGGGCAUAUUACUUUCAAAGAAAAUUUUAAAAUGUAUAACAUACAUUGA
Messenger RNA from Parnassius apollo (apollo), 864 nucleotides. NCBI's taxonomy places the organism in Eukaryota, Metazoa, Arthropoda, Insecta, Lepidoptera, Papilionidae. The record is from the annotation of a GenBank genome assembly.